AGGUCAAACACAUCCGACUCGAUGUCGGACACCUCCUUCAACCCCAUGAAAGCCGACCUGGACAAGGGCGAGCUCAAACCCGGGAAAAGAGAUCGAGCCUUCACCUUGUUCCUUGAUUUGAAGCACGAGUAUACCAAAAGAUUUACUGACCUUCUGAAAGAGCACGUUCAGGUCCAUGGCUUCACAUGGGGAGAGCUGCUGAACUCGGAAACUGGCCGAAGGACCUGCGCUGAGAUCUUCGUCGACAAGCAUGGAACGACUUACUGGGGCUCCGAGGAGAACAGGCGCAAGUAUCUGAUGCCAGAUGCGCUGCAGAAUCCGUACAGCCUCUGCACCUACCCCGCCAGAAGGGAGGAGAUUAUUCGGACUGUUACGAUUCUUCUCGAACGGAAGGCCAAGGGCGCUCUGAGACCAAGCAUCGACAAGGACUUUCACAAGUGCGGAGAGGAUCGGACAUCAACUGAUGCUGAUGCUGUCAUACAGGACAUCGACACCCCUGCCCCUGUUAAGACCAUUGCAGACAUGGCCUCGAACAAUACAUCAUCCAGAAAGCUAAAACGCAAGUCCAGAGGCAUCUCGGACGAAGAAUACAGAGAAGCCGAUUCCGUCACUGAUGACACUGAUGCACACGGACAUUCCCCUCCUGUGAAGACGGAGCCGCACACCAGCAGCGACGUCAUGCCCACUCACUCCCCAAUAAGUAUGGAGCCCCCCACAAGCCGCAAGAAGAGAAAGUUUAGGGGCAAAAAGCAUUCACCCCAGAGGCAAGAGUCCGGGGAGCAGAUGAGUCUGGACGAGCCCCUUGAAGGCGGCAUCAACACCGCGAGCACCGGUACCUCCAUGGAUGACGUUUGGUUCCUUGUCACCGCGACCAGCCAGGAGGGCAUGGCUCCGGUCUGGGUGCGCUACUUCAACUUUAUCUCGACCGGCACCUUCAUCCACUACCUCAGACAGGAGUGUCGUCUGGACGACUGGAGCCCCUCCCGCCAGCUAACCAGCGACGUGAGCGGCCACCCGACCAUGAAGCCCGUGGUGGUCGCCGCCUCGGUCAAGUUCGAGUGGACGGACUUUGAGAUCCGCGUGCGUCAGAACAGCGAGGAGGACUGGGUGAUGGUGCAGCGCGAGCUGCAGAAGACCAUGGAGGGCCGAACCCAGCUCCUGGAGGAGUCUGAGUCCGGGUCGCUGACUUCUGCGUUCAAGAUUCGCGUCUUGCUGCACGUCGUC
Molecule: messenger RNA, 1224 nt
Organism: Aspergillus homomorphus CBS 101889
Lineage: Eukaryota; Fungi; Ascomycota; Eurotiomycetes; Eurotiales; Aspergillaceae
Exons: 4
Source: RefSeq, a predicted model, not a curated record